Molecule: messenger RNA, 1798 nt
Organism: Ipomoea triloba (trilobed morning glory)
Lineage: Eukaryota; Viridiplantae; Streptophyta; Magnoliopsida; Solanales; Convolvulaceae
Exons: 6
Coding region: 30-992 (320 amino acids)
Biological process (GO): phloem development
Source: RefSeq, a predicted model, not a curated record
CUCUUCUUAUCUUACCUACAAUACAAAACAUGGCAACCCAACCCCUCUCUCUAUCAAGAACAAUGAUUUCAAAACUACAAAUAACUCAUGUUGAUGAGAAGAUUAUCAUAGAACAAGUUAAGGAUACACAUAAUUCUAAUGGUGGCAUAGAUGUCGAUGCAAAUUCUCUUCUCAAGUUGUUGGAAGGCAUUUUCACUUUGAAUACGGAUUCAAAGAGUGCUGAAGAUAAUUCUGAAAAAGAAGAUGAGACCUCCAAUGAGAAUCCAGAGAGUGAUGAAGAUAAUUCUGAAAAUGAAGAUGAAUUUUCUAAUGAGGAUUCAGAGAGUGAUGAAGAUAAUCCUGAAAAUGAAGAUGAAUCUUCUAAUGAUGAUUCAAAGCGUGAUGAAGAUGAUCCUGAGGAAGAAGGAAGUGAUGAACAUGGAAAACCUGAGACGGUUCAUCGAGAAGCAAGGCAAGACAGGUUGCAGUUACAAGAACGCAUCCACAAGGAGAUUUCAUUUGUUGUUUUACAACUCUCUUUCAUGGUAACUUUCACUUGUGUAAGCUCUGAUGAUUGUCACUCAACUGCCAUUUAUCUACUACGUUUGUUGUCAAAGUAUAUGUGGCAUGCUAAGGGAGUAAUGUUACUCGCAUGUUUUGCGAUCAUCCGAGGAAAACCUAAAGUUACCUCACAAUCAUGUCAUCGGAAAGGACUAUCCUACAACAUGGCUUCUCUAAGAAAAAGUGUAAACUCAUUGCUAUCCACUGAGAAUGAAAUUUUUUUGAAUGACUCAAUAAAGUCCAUGUUUGAUCUCACCGAGCUCAUGGUUGAGCUUCGACAUUCAUCAUCAAUAUUUUUGGCAAACUACUGGAUCGCAAGAAGUGUUGUUGCCUAUGCUCACCUCCUUAUUUUGGACCUUGAGCCACAAAAUCAGAUGAUGACGGAACUGUCCAACGUAUCCACCAAAAUCAAAGAGAUUCUGGCUUCCAGCCUCCCAUUACUAGAUUCAUGAUGAUGAAUACAUUUUCUUAUGCGGAGGCAAUAACAUUAAACGAGUUCUAGAAUUUGUACUUCAGGUACAAGAAGUUCGUUCCGAAUUUCAAAUGAAUAUGAAAAUUGCAUAUGUUGGAAGAAGAAGAAAAAUGAUUGAAGAGUUGGACGGAGCAUGUGAUUAUGUAUUUGACCUUAUUGAAGUUAAGUGCUUUUGGACACGACUUUAUAGUAUGACUUCAUCUAGAAUUCAAUAUUUAAAUAAGGUUGGACUUGAUGAAGGAAGUGAUGAAAUUUUGCAAGGACUCAGAAAAUUAUUAUCUUAUGAAGAUGAGUGUACAACAAUUGAAUCCUGGGCUUUGUUGGGCAAAGGGAAAAGAAUAAUUUCAUGUGAUGUGGGAGACAAAAUGUUAGGAGUAUUGAAUGAGUAUGAGAAAUGGAAGAACAAUGCGCAUGCCAAUGAUUUUGAACAAGCAUUCUAGGAUUGCUAUGAGAUGCUUAAUACUUCUUCUUCUUCUUCCCGUCAACACUCUUGUUGUGCUCUCAAUUACUCAUCUAAUUUGGAUCAAGUUCCAGAGGUUGAGUCCUGCCCUCAGUGUGACCAGAACAUGCAUAAAUUUGUCACUUUCUCCUGUUGUCAUGGUCCGGCUAAUUAUUUAUAUUAUCAAUAGGAUAGUGACUCGGAUUAAUACUAGAGUUUGUGUUCCACUUGCACUUGCUGUUAGAGUUGUUGUAGUAGUCUACAUGCAUGUAUUAUGUUUGUAGUUGUACGUUCAUGGUUGUAAUAUUAUUCAUUGAAUAUACAUUGUAAUUUGUUCACGUUUUCAA